AUGCGAACUUUUAUUGAUUCACUACCAAUGGCAGAUAUUAGCGAACUUUUUGCUUCAACUGUUCGAGUUUUCUCACAAGCUCUUAUGAUUUUUGGUGGUGUUGUUCCAUAUAUUCCUCAAUAUAUGAUAAUAAAUCGUUCUCAAAAUGCUGAAGGUUUUUCCAAUUAUGUUUGUCUUACAUUACUUAUUGCAAAUAUUCUACGUAUUGAAUUUUGGUUUGGUAAACAUUUUGAAACUCCACUACUUGUUCAAUCAAUAAUCAUGAUUCUUUGUAUGCUUGUUAUGCUUGAACUUUGUAUACGAGUUCAUUCAAAAGCUAUUCGUCAUCAUUUACCAAUAAGUCAACAGAAUUUAUCAACUUCAAAAGAAUUAACAAUCGAUCAUAAUGAAAAAAGAUUUACAGAUCUUGAUACAGCUUAUUUUUGGCGAUGGACAACAUUUACAAGUUAUAUUCAAUUUUUAUGUUUAUUUACUGUUCUAUUAAGUUCAACAACAUGGUUGUUUCUUGAUAAAAUGGUAUAUAUUGAAACAAUUGGAUUCUUAGCUGUAUUUUUCGAAGCUUUAUUAGGUACACCACAGUUUUUACGUAAUUUUCGUUUAAAAUCAACUGAAGGAAUGAGUGUUAAAAUGGUUCUUAUGUGGACAUCAGGUGAUAUAUUCAAAACUGUUUAUUUUCUUCUUCGAAAUGCGCCAAAACAAUUUUGGCUUUGUGGAUUAUUACAAAUUAGUAUUGAUAUUGCAAUACUUUGUCAAGUUCUUAUUUAUUCAGAUAGAUAUAGAUUACGUAUACGUUAA
Adineta steineri is the source of this 795-nucleotide messenger RNA. Lineage: Eukaryota; Metazoa; Rotifera; Eurotatoria; Adinetida; Adinetidae. The record is from the annotation of a GenBank genome assembly.